Messenger RNA from Eruca vesicaria subsp. sativa (arugula), 1938 nucleotides. The record is from the annotation of a GenBank genome assembly. Lineage: Eukaryota; Viridiplantae; Streptophyta; Magnoliopsida; Brassicales; Brassicaceae.
AUGGAGUCCACAUCUCUCCUUCUCGUUUCCAUUGUAUCACUCUUCUUCGUGGCUGGUUAUGGAAUAUCGGAAACCGAAUCUCUCCUGAAAUUCAAGAAAUGUCUUGUUAUAGGGGGAGCAAGUGGUUUGGAGAGUUGGGAUAGAAAGAAUCCGCCGUGCAAGUGGUUUGGUAUCUUGUGUGAUCAAGGUUAUGUUUGGGGGAUACGACUAGAGAAUAUUGAUCUCGCUGGCUCUCUCGACAUUGAGGCGUUGACAGGCUUGAAGUCUCUAAGGUCUCUCAGCUUCAUGAAUAACAAACUUAGAGGUCCAUUUCCGCAGUUCAAGAAACUUGGUGCCCUGAAAUCAAUUUACUUGUCAAACAAUCAAUUCGAUGUAACGAUACCAAAGGAUGCUUUUGAUGGGAUGUCGUGGCUAAAGAAAAUCCAUCUCGAGCACAAUAAGUUCAAUGGUGAAAUUCCAGUAUCGGUGGCCAAAAUUCCCAAGCUUUUGGAGCUGAGACUUGACGGGAACCAGUUCACCGGAAAAAUACCAGGAUUUACACAUAAAUUACACAUGUUAAAUUUUUCAAACAAUGCAUUAUCAGGUCCAAUCCCAAAUAUUCUCAGUACAAUGGAUCCAAAACUAUUUGAAGGCAACAAAGAAUUAUGUGGUAAACCGUUGGUAACAGAAUGUUACUCUCCUUACAACCUUUCUGGAGAGCCUAAGGCAAGUUCAAAGAAAAAAACAUCAAAGUUUUUGUACAUUGUAGCCGCAGGGGUAGCAGCGAUACUGGCAUUACUCAUUCUUCUUGGACUAAUCAUUGUGCUUUGUCGGAGGCGAAGAAACAAGCAGCCACUAAUGUCACCAGAACCUGGUCCAUUAAGUUUACAGAGGAGAUCUGGAAUCCAUAAAGGUGAUAAAGGACAAUAUAGCUUCCGUUCAAAAAAACGUGUUGCAAAGAGGAUGAUUCAUACCACAGAAUUGUUGUUCUUGAGAGAUGACAAGGGAAAUUUUGAUUUGCAAGAUUUGUUGAAAGCAUCUGCAGAGAUUCUGGGAAGCGGGUGUUUCGGAGCAUCGUAUAAGACAUUGCUUUUGAAUGGAUCUAUGAUGGUAGUGAAGAGGUUUAAACAUAUGGAUAGUGCAGGACCUGAAGAGUUCCAAGACCAUAUGAAGAGAUUGGGGAGGCUAAACCAUGAAAAUUUGCUCCCAGUUGUGGCUUAUUACUAUAAGAAGGAGGAAAAACUUUUUGUUUGUGAUUUUAUUGAGAACGGAAGCUUGGCUACUUUUCUCCAUGGUCAUAGAUCGUUAGGACAGACAAACUUGGAUUGGCCAACAAGAUUGAAUAUAGUGAAAGGUGUCGGAAGGGGACUUCUGUACCUACAUGAAAACCUGCCUAGCCUAAUGGCACCUCAUGGUCAUCUUAAGUCAUCCAAUGUUCUUCUUAGUGAAAAUUUUGAGCCACUUCUUACAGAUUAUGGCUUGAUCCCAAUUAUCAACGCAGAAAGCGCACAAGAGCUAAUGGUAGCUUACAAAUCUCCAGAGUAUUUGAAGCAAAGCCGUGUGACCAAGAAAACUGAUGUGUGGGAACUGGGUGUACUCAUCUUGGAGAUUUUAACAGGAAAGCUCCCUGAAAGUUUCCCGCAGUCUGAUAAAGAAAGUGAGGAGGACAUGGCAAGUUGGGUGAAGUCAAUUUUCAAAGGAGAAUGGACACAAGACUUGUUUGAUCAAGAAAUGGGGAAAACAAACAAUUGUGAAGGAGACAUUCUCAAACUCUUAACGAUUGGACUGAUUUGUUGUGAAGUAGACGUGGAGAAAAGGUUAGAUAUAAGAGAAGUUGUCGGGAUGAUAGAAGAUUUAAUGAAAGAGCAAGGAGACGACGACUUUUACUCAACUUAUGCAAGUGAGGCUGACGGGAGGUCAUCAAGGGGAGUGUCAAGUGAGGCAAUUAACUUCUCAUGA